AUGUUAAUUAUAGAUAAAAUUAUUGCUAUAUGGUAAAGCAUCACUUUUGGGACAAAAUUUGUUCUGAUAAUGAGCACAAUUUGCUGCAUCCUUGAUUUACUAACUAAUGAUUAAUUAUUCAAUGUAUUUGUAGACAUCCCUAAUAAAACUAUAUAUAAAUUCGAAUUAUGGAGAUUACUUAUUCCAUAAUUCUUUCAUGGUAUGUUAAUAAUCUACUAACAAUAGGCGAUAUAUAUAAUAUUACAAUAAGUUUACUGGGAUUUUUGUUUUGUGCUAUUGAAGUUGAAAAAAGUUAUGGUACAAUACCAUUUUUUUGUGAUAUAUUCUUUAAGAAUCUGAUCAUACAAGUAUUUAAAAAUUAAUAAAUAGAUUAUUUAUGUUAUGCUAUGUUUUUCACUUUCAUAUUUAACUUUGGAAAUUCUAGAUACUUAGUCUUUUGGCUUUUGGAAUAUCACUUUUAUUUACAUGAUGAAUAAGUAUAGUUUGUCUUAUUAUAUAAGAGCACUUAACCAUUAUGAUGAACCAUAAAAAUUCCUAUGUUUUCCAUUUUCUCUUCAAUCAAAAUAUUAUCCUCCAACAUUUUUUUUAAUUAUGAACAUAAUUGAAUUCCCUAGAUUAGAUCUAAUAGCAGCAGCUUUUUUUGCAUUUAUAGAAUAUCAAUUAUUUGAUGGUUUUAUGAUGAAAUUAUCUAAAGUAAUUAUUAAAGAUGAUAAUUUAAGGGAUUUGUUACUAAGAUAGAAUAUUCUUUUCCAUUUAAAUAUUUUCAAUCCAGAUAAGAUUUCAUCACAUGUGAUUAAGUAAAUCAUUCAUUUGAUUUGGAUGAUGUUAAACUGAAUUAAUAUCAUUUAGAAAUAGGAAACAUUUCAACUGUUGAAUCGAAAGAUUAAGAUUAAUAAAAGAUUUGA
Molecule: messenger RNA, 905 nt
Organism: Paramecium primaurelia
Lineage: Eukaryota; Ciliophora; Oligohymenophorea; Peniculida; Parameciidae
Source: the annotation of a GenBank genome assembly